AUGAAAGAGGAAACAUAUCUCCGCAAAUUGAUAUCAGACGGUGAAGGUGUUGGCGAAGACAGGCGAGUACAACAGGUCGCCGCAUUCUUCCGAGAGAGCAGAAAAGUAGAGGAACCAAAGAUUGCAGAAGUCUUGAAAAUCACGAAAGCUCUCGAGCUAAUGGAGCUGUCAAUGCUAAAACAACAACAAAUUGCACAAAUGAAUAAGAAGCAGGCGACAGAAUUCGAUUCGUUUGCCGGGGAAAUCGAUAGUGAGAUCGAUUUGAUGUAUAAAAAGAUGGAGGAGGCAAAAUCGGAGCUCGCCGAAGCGAAAACUGUAAAAAAAAACCGUCAAGAAUACCGAAAACUUGUGAACGUGAUGAAUGAAGUGCCGACGAGAGCGGAGACGAUGCGAAAACUCGAAGAAGUGAAAGACGAUUUGGAGAGACAACACGAACGACAGAAAAUUCUCGAGGCGAAACUUCUCGAUCGCCGGAAUCAUUUACAGGCGUUCAACAUUAUUCUCUCGAAUUUUCAACGGUUUUGUGCAGAAGACGACGAAGACGAGGCGGGUGGUCUCGAGAAUGACGGAGAGGAGGAGGACGACGCGGCGUCUGUCAGCGAGAAGCAAGAGGAUGAGAAGUGA
Caenorhabditis remanei is the source of this 624-nucleotide messenger RNA. RefSeq lists its product as uncharacterized. NCBI's taxonomy places the organism in Eukaryota, Metazoa, Nematoda, Chromadorea, Rhabditida, Rhabditidae. Gene Ontology annotation, cellular component: THO complex part of transcription export complex. Gene Ontology annotation, biological process: mRNA processing. The record is from RefSeq and is a predicted model, not a curated record. The transcript is spliced from 5 exons. The coding region runs from base 1 to 624 and encodes 207 amino acids.